UAUGGUCAACAGAACGCUUUCUCUCUGAGUUCUUUAUUAGCAUCAAACUCCAAGCGUGUAAAUAACAAAGUUUACUUUCAUAUUCGCUCUCGGGCCGAAAGCAUGCCUUUCCUGAAGCUAAGUUAUUUACGUUCUAAGAAAAUUCCAUUAUUUUCCAAAAGAUUUGAAAGCUUUAUCAGACAGCAAUAUAGAAACUUCAGUAAGAAACAGCGGCGUUGGUCACAGACACCUAGAGAGCUAUCAGGAACAGAUAAAGCCUUGGAACACUUUGACCUGUUUUACAAACCAGUUUACGGAGAGGUUUGGCCAUCUAUCAGAAUAUCUCUGCUGACCACUCAAAAGUAUUGUGCCCUAAUAAACAAUUUCAGGGAUGUCGAGGGUGUUGUAGAUAGACUCACCCAGCUAGGAGCGCGUGAUAUAUUACGAGAUGUAUCUGACGCUUUAAAAAAUCAACCAGGCGAUAAGGUUGACAAUAAUUUCAAUUUUACACGGGAAGUCAAAAAAAAUCCUUCAAAUGAAGUUGAGGAGAAGGAUGAUGAUGCUGAAGAUGAGGAUUCAGAGGAUAAACUUACAGAAGGGGAGGAAUUGAUGACUUUAUUGAGAUAUGAAAAAAAUACCAGUUUAGAUAAUUUCAUUCCAGUAAAAAGGGUGUAUACAGAGAAGGAAUUAAAUGAGCAAGAAGAUAUAGAGAGAAGUACAUAUCAACCUACAGGUAUACCUGUUAAUGUUAUACAUGAGGGGCCUGUCCAGAUCCCGAAGGAUCUGCGAGUGUAUGCUUAUGAGAAAGGGGAUACAGGGGAAUUCCCUUCUCCAAAUAGCAACAUGGAUGGGAAGCUGGAAUACUUCCUGAUGGACGGUGCUUCCAUUUUACCUGUCAUCGCCCUUGACCUUCAACCUUCAGACAAUGUCCUUGACCUUUGUUCAGCUCCAGGAGGAAAAGCUUUGGCCAUGAAACAGACAAAUCUACCAGAAAGUAUUUACUGUAAUGAUUUAUCAGGGUCUCGACUAAAACGCCUGCAGAAAGUCCUGCGUAGUUAUAUACCCGACAAUAUGACUGACGACAUCACACUCAAACAACAAGAUGGUCGACAGCUGAAAACCCCCCACUUUAAUAAGGUAUUGGUAGAUGUUCCCUGUAACACUGAUCGACAUGUCCUGUUGGAGGAAGACAAUAAUCUUUUCAAGAGUGGGAGGACUGGCGAGCGACUUCAACUUCCUACAGUUCAACGCGACCUCCUGGUGGCUGGGAUCCUGUCCUGUGUACAGGGAGGAUCUGUAGUCUACUCCACCUGUACCCUAUCAGCAGCACAGAACGAAGGAGUCGUUCAGUCCGCCCUACAGUAUAUAUGGCAAGAAACAGAUAUCAAUGUCGCGGUUGUGGACCUUAACCAUAUGGCAAAAUCUUUCAGUAAAACUUUCAGAUUUUGGCGACAUAGUAGGCUUGGACAGGUUGUUCUUCCCACUCUCAGCUGUAAUUUUGGACCCAUGUACAUAGCCAAAUUAAGAAUAUUGGAAAGACCAACAUGAAACAAUAAAACAAAUAAACAGCAAA
Messenger RNA from Pecten maximus, 1552 nucleotides. RefSeq names its product 5-methylcytosine rRNA methyltransferase NSUN4-like. The transcript is spliced from 6 exons. The coding region runs from base 103 to 1527 and encodes 474 amino acids. Gene Ontology annotation, molecular function: methyltransferase activity. The record is from RefSeq and is a predicted model, not a curated record. Gene Ontology annotation, biological process: RNA methylation. NCBI's taxonomy places the organism in Eukaryota, Metazoa, Mollusca, Bivalvia, Pectinida, Pectinidae.